UAUCAUGUCAAAACAGAGCAUGAAUACAUUUCGUUUGUAAUUUGAUUAAAAGGAGGUAAUUAAUAAAUGAUUCGAAAUAAAAUGUGGGCCAGUCGAAGGAAGCUAGCAAUAUUAGCAGCGAUGUCUGAGUGCUUAACACACGUAGAAGCAAAAUACUGUGCCUUUGAAAUACACGGAGAGCCAAAAUAUUAUGUAUGUCCUAGGACUGAAUACUGCUGCAACUUUGGAUGCUGUGUGUCACCAGGAUUUCAAAUCUAUCAUUUGUGGUAUUAUUGGCUUUUGGUCAUCAUUAUGUUUCUGGUAUGCUCCGGAGGUGGAUGGUGGUAUCGAUAUUGGCUACAAGGUAGAUAUAGACCAUCUACAUCAACAAUUCCACCUAGAACAUCUAAUUCAAGGACUCAAAGCACUCUUAGAGGAUCUACAUGCCGUGCACAGCAGGCCAGAGUAACGUACAAUCCUGCACGGAAUACCGUCCUCUUACACCGUAUGUGGAAAGGUCCUCAAAGGAACACAACACCACCAGCGUACAGCGGCGCUGCUGCAAGUUCUGCACAAUUUCAAAAUACAAAUGUCGUAUCUAAUGAUAACAACUGCCCAUAUUACGAAUUAUACGGUCCUCCGCCGAGCUACGAGACCGUAAUCGCUCAAACUCGAGGAAAAAUAAUGAGUCCAACGGCACAAGAACAAUCAAGAACAAACGAACACAUGCCAAGUAUGCAAAGCCAAAAUGGGAUACACUGUUUUUCACAUAAUUAUAGCAGCCUUCCUACAAGGAUUCAUAUUGAAGAGGGUAUCGUUGAGCGGCGUAGCAGCUGUGGUUCGAAUUCAGACGAGCUAGAAAAUUACCAAAAUUUUGGUAACAAGAACUUUGGACAAAAAUGUAAUGUCCAGCAAGUAUUAAGAGUUGGUGGAAGUAUGCCCAUGGAAAACUGCUUCCAGGGAAACACAGCCUCUGGGACAAGAGCAGGUUUACCACAGCAAACUAUUAUCAAGAAGUUGCCAUUCUGUGUCCUAGGAAAUAGGCCUGAAAUAAGAGACACAAGUGUCAGGUUACAGUGUGGUGAAUCUAGCCCAGAUGCAUUUACAAAUGUUGGAGCUAAAUUCAACUCAAACAAUGCAUUUGAAUGUCAUUCAAUUACAGCAUGCGCCAGCAGUCAAUUCUCAAAAAAUCUAACAAUUACUUCUAGGGUUAACAGUAUCAGAUCGUUCACAAGCUCCCUUAAUCAGGCGGAAGAACUUACACUCGAUCAGCUGGAAGCGCAAAUCAAGCAAACCGAAGAGCGCACAAAUGACAUCCGAACGAAACUUGAUUCUGAAAUUCCCGGAAUCCCGAAAAUAUUUAGGUAUUCAAAUAGCGAUACCCAUGCCAAUGAUUCUACAUUGAGAUAUCAUCAAACACACAGUGGUUCACUAAAAGGUAGGUCUGGAACAUCGCAUUUGGUCGCAUCUAAAGAAAAAUACUGCGAUAUUCAUAGAUACACAGUUACCAGUGAGAAUGAUAAGGGUAUGUUAGAAAAUAUUCCAAAAAUAGGGUCAGAGGUAUCGGCUGCCACAACUUCGGGGAGAAUAAAAAAUGAUUCCAACUGUGAAGAAUGUAUAGCACAAAUUGGCGGAACUAUUUCUGCACUCAAUCCAUCCAGCAAUGUGAUAUUACCUUCUCCUGAGCCAAAUGUUCAAACUAAUUCUUUGUCUCCGAUAAAUAUAAUUGAAAACUAUCAGCACUACCCUCCAACGUCACCUGCACAAAGGUCCACGAGCACAAAUCUUGAAAGUCAAAUUAAAUUAGGCAGAUCAAAGUCACUUGACUAAGAUCGUAAAUAAAUAAGUAAACGAAUGAUCUUUAUAAUAGCGAUAUACUUGAAAUAUAAUUGAUAUUUUUUAAAUAUACACUCAUUUUCAGUCUAAUUUGGGCAAUUAUUUUGUACUACAACUCACGCAAUAACUGUUUUUUUUUCCCCUCGAAUACGUCGUCCGUGCAUGAUGUAAUAUUUGAAUGUACGUUUGUCCAAAUGAUACGCAUAUACAUGUAUGAUAUGUGUAAUUAGAAUUGUGCAAAAUGAACUGAAAACAUGCGGUUCUCGUUACAAGAUUUAACUGCUUAUUUUUGAGGAUUUCGGGUAUCUAUUCGAUCAAUCGUAAAACUUGUCAUUUUACAAUGUGAUUUCGCACAUAAAACGCAGAACGAUCCCACCGUUGUCGGAGCUCUAGAUGUAAAAGCAAUUAAUAGAGCAUCAUAUCAAAGAAAACGAUUUUAUAACUAAAACUUUUUAUCCUUAUUCCUGAUUUGAUCAAUAGCUUAUUAUGAUUAGUGGAAAUUGUACUUUCUUCACUGUGAACCAAAUGUGAAAAGGCCAGAUCAAUUACAGCUGAUUUUACAUGUAUACAUGAAAUAGUUUAUUUUACAUAUUCAAAAGAAUGAAAAUGUUUCAAGAACGAAUGAAUGUGCCAAUAGAAUCCAAACCACAACGACAGGAUUAAAUCAAGAUGAUAUCCCUAUCAAACCGAAAAAAAGUUAUCUUUAGUGCGAUUAAAAAUAAUAAACAACUAUUUUUUGUAUCAAAUUCCUAAUUUAUUGUAAAAGACUUUCAGAUCAAAUGAAUCCUAUGAUAGGUAUGUAUGAAAAUAUUAUAGAAACAAAAUAUUUUAAAAUGCGGCUAUUGAUUUGAAAAAAAAAAAAAUACAAAAUUAAACAUAAAUUAGAAACAAAAGCUUCAAUGUAUAAGUCUAUCAUUACAUACGUCCUUUUUAUGUAAUACGUGGAAUCAUUCUACUACAAGAAAGAAAUACCACUGUAUGAUAUUGUACCUAAUGUAAAAACCAAGUUCUACUACAAUAAAAAAAACUUGAAAUAUUUA
This is a messenger RNA of Athalia rosae (coleseed sawfly), 2855 nucleotides long. RefSeq lists its product as uncharacterized. NCBI's taxonomy places the organism in Eukaryota, Metazoa, Arthropoda, Insecta, Hymenoptera, Athaliidae. Bases 67 to 1809 code for a protein of 580 amino acids. The transcript has 5 exons. Gene Ontology annotation, cellular component: cytoplasmic vesicle membrane. The record is from RefSeq and is a predicted model, not a curated record.